CGGGAACGCGCAGCUCGUAUUGGCGCCUCCUGUAUUGAAUUGAGAGGCUAGAUUGUCGAGAGCGCGCAGGCACGUUUGACAGCGCACAGCGCGGCUUUUAAUGGCAUUCAGAACCUGGAGAUAACACGCAUGUAGGAAUGCAGCGAGCUCGCCUUGUCUUCAAACAGGGAUGGCCAAACACUUACUGGAAAUGUAGCUUUCGCCGUGUGUUACUGCCAGUGCCAACAGAUGAUCUCUAAAUGAAAUAAUUCUUGAUAUCGGACCUCACUGAAACAUGCAUCUCUUUCGGAGUUACAAUUACAAAGUCUAUCCUGAUCGCGGUUCCAAUGAGAAAACACCUAAAAUACGGGGAAUCAGCUGGACACCUCUGCCAGAAGCUGUGGACACACAAGACACCAUCAAACAGUUUUUGUCUGAUCGAAUCCUGAAAGCCGCCAGGGUGGUGUACAGCACGCUGAUGGAGCAUAACCCAGGCCUGAUAAGGGACAGAAAACACCAUCUUAAGACCUAUAGGCAGUGCUGCAGUGGAAAGGAGCUUGUUGAUUGGCUGAUGAAACUGAAUGACUGUUUUCAGUCCCGGAGUCAGGCAGUCGGGAUGUGGCAGGUUUUGGUGGAUGAGGGCAUUCUGGGUCACGUGAAACAGGAGUUAAACUUCCAUGACAAAGACACACAGUUUUACCGCUUUAUGGAGGCAGAAUUUGACCUUAAUCACACAACCAAUGAGAAAGACUCCAAAGAAGAUGAGCUCCAAGAGAGUUUAUCGCUGCUUAUCCAGAUGGGCCCAGAUGCUUUUCUGACUAUGAUACUGCGAAAAUGUCCAAACCAGCGGACUUCAGAGGAUCUUGAAGUUAUUUACGAAGAGCUUCUGCAUGUCAAGGCUGUGGCCCACUUGUCUACAUCUGUUCGGAAGGAAUUGGCUACAGUGCUGGUUUUUGAAAGCCAUGCCAAGGCGGGAACAGUCUUGUUCAGUCAAGGGGACAAAGGGACUUCAUGGUAUAUCAUCUGGAGGGGUUCUGUUAAUGUCAUCACACACGGCAAGGGCUUGGUGACCACGCUUCAUGAAGGAGAUGACUUUGGGCAGCUGGCCCUAGUGAAUGACGCCCCUCGAGCGGCCACAAUCAUCCUAAGAGAGGACAACUGCCAUUUCCUGCGGGUGGACAAGCAGGACUUCAUACAUAUCCUUAAGGAUGUGGAGGCCAACACCGUCCGUUUGGAGGAACAUGGUAAAGUCGUUCUGGUUCUUGAGAAGAGUUCAGCACAGGAGUCCAGCUAUCAGGGAGGAUCAGCAAGCAGCAACAAGUAUACAGUAAUGUCAGGAACACCAGAGAAGAUACUAGAACACAUGCUGGAGACAAUUAAAUUGGAAACCAAUGGCACUGAUUUUGUAGAUCCCAGUGUGAGUGACUUCCUCCUAACACAUCCUGUCUUCAUGCCCUACAGUCAGUUCUGUGUGGCCCUCCAGCAUCAUUAUCUAGCGGAGCCAUCAGAAGGCUCAGACCUGGAGAAGGUAGCGUAUGCUCUCAACACCAAACAGAAGAUUGUGAAGCUGGUGGGUCAUUGGGUGGCUCUGUAUGGUCUGCUACUGAGGGACGACCCUGUGGCCUCAGAAUUCCUGGAGAAAUUCAGGGAGGGGGUGAUGGCUGAUUCAAGGCUAUCCAGCAUGCUCAGAGAACAGCUGAGGGACAAGAGAAAGACCAAAAUAACUGAGAAUGGAUGCCACACUCUGGUGAAGUUGAACCAAAAAUUUGAUUGGUUUUCCGCUCACGAAGAGCCUGUGGGGAAAUUGCGAUCAAUCAGAGCUCAAGACAAAGUCUUGUAUGAGAUCUUUAAACCGGACCAUAAGGCUGUAACUGUAAUGCUGCCAGUCGAUGCCUCAGUGAAGGACAUCUUGUCUACAUUAGUGGACCCCGAGAGAAACUAUGUGCUUAUCAAGAUAAAUUCCUCAGGAGACAAGGUCCAGCUCAAGUUGGAAGCCACAGCGGUGUCUGCCUCUUUAAGAGUAAACGAGAGGCUUUUCCUCUGUUCUGCCAGUCAAGUGGAACAACUGACCCCCCUGAAAGAGCAGCUCGGCCCAGAGAAGAACACCAUGGACACUCUGGAGCAGAUGGGCUCCAAAGACAUCGCCAGCCAGCUGACCAGCUACGACUGGGAGCUCUUCACGGCCAUGCAUGAGGUGGAGCUAGUCUACUAUGUUUUCGGACGGGAAAAAUUCCCAGGUGCCACCACAGCUAACCUUGAGCGCUUUGUCCGUCGCUUCAACAAGGUGCAGUACUGGGUGGUCACUGAACUGUGUCUGUGUGAAGACCUGGUCAAGCGAGCCAUACUACUGAAGAAAUUCAUCAAGAUUGCCAUUGUUUUGAAAGAGCAGAAGAACUUGAACUCGUUUUUCGCUGUGAUGUUCGGGCUCAGUAACACUGCCGUUCAGAGACUUAAUAAAACAUGGGAGAGGCUUCCAAACAAAACCAAAAGGAUCUACUGUGCAUAUGAAAGAUUAAUGGAUCCAUCCCGUAAUCACAGAGCCUACAGGCUGACUGUAGCCAAACUCAGCCCUCCGUAUAUUCCCUUCAUGCCUCUACUACUUAAAGAUAUGACAUUUAUCCAUGAGGGAAACAAAAACUACACUGAUAAUUUGGUCAACUUUGAGAAAAUGCGCAUGAUUGCCAGGACAGUGAAGACAGUUCGAGAGUGCCGAAGUCAACCUUAUGUACCUUCAUCGCCACAAAAAGGUUUGACAGAGCGAAUGUUCUUGGAUGCCCAAGCUGUACGAAUAUCAACAUAUUCAGAUCAGUCUCUGACCCUCCGCAGUGCCAUCAAUGUCAGACAGUAUAUUCAGAAUCUUAAAGUGAUUGACAAUCAGAAGAGACUUACUCAGUUAUCCAGAACUAUAGAGCACUGAGAAACCAUCAGACUGCCUUUCCUCACUCCAUAUUGCUCCAUAUUGGAGAAAAUAUCUCAUCCAUUCAUUUUAAUGUGGCAGAUGAAAUCCAUGAUCACCCUAUGUGUGGUUAAUUGGUGUAAAAACUUUUGAGCAUUGGCUGGGAAGUAAAAAUUGUGACGUGACACUUUCCUUUGGUGCCUUGUCAUAAAUGUUCUGAUUUAACUGCUUGGCACCCUUUGGGCUGUAUCUGAAAUACACACUACACCACGGUCAAAUAAAUUCACCUUAUUGGCACUGCUGGCAUUCACUGUUAUUCAUCAAAUUUGUAAUAGUAUUCUGGCCUGAGCAAGCACUGGAGAACAACAGUGUACAGAUUAUUACUAGCUGCUGUAUAUACCAAGUCAAAUACGACAAUGCUAAACCAGUUAAAUACAAUGACAAUAGCACAAUCAGUUUUUUAGACAAUUAUAGAAAUAUAUAUCUUAUGCAUUUUUAUUGAAGUGUGUUUAUUUUUUUAUAAAUAAAUUAUUGAAAAUGUGUGGUGCA
This is a messenger RNA of Myxocyprinus asiaticus (Chinese sucker), 3424 nucleotides long. Its product is annotated as rap guanine nucleotide exchange factor 3-like. Gene Ontology annotation, biological process: Ras protein signal transduction; positive regulation of GTPase activity. NCBI's taxonomy places the organism in Eukaryota, Metazoa, Chordata, Actinopteri, Cypriniformes, Catostomidae. The record is from RefSeq and is a predicted model, not a curated record. The coding region runs from base 275 to 2896 and encodes 873 amino acids. Gene Ontology annotation, cellular component: plasma membrane. The transcript is spliced from 27 exons. Gene Ontology annotation, molecular function: guanyl-nucleotide exchange factor activity.